This is a messenger RNA of Staurois parvus, 696 nucleotides long. NCBI's taxonomy places the organism in Eukaryota, Metazoa, Chordata, Amphibia, Anura, Ranidae. The record is from the annotation of a GenBank genome assembly.
AUGACGUUGGACAGCAUCAUGAAAUGUGCCUUCAGUUACCAAAGCAACUGCCAGAAUGACAGCAGUGAGAGUGAAUACAUCAAGGCUGUCUAUGAGCUGUCCUAUCUGGCAGAGUAUCGAUUCCGAACUUUCCUAUUCCAUAGUGAUCUCAUCUUCAACCUGAGCCCAUAUGGAUUUCGCUUCCGGAGGGCACUAAGAACAGCUCAUGAACACACAGAUAAUGUGAUCAAACAACGGAAAGCAUCUCUUAAAAAGGACACUGAGCUGGAGAAGGUCAAACAGAAGAGACACCUGGACUUUCUCGACAUUCUUCUGUACGCCAAGGAUGAAAAUGGUCAGGGCCUUUCAGAUGAGGACUUGCGUGCAGAGGUGGAUACAUUUAUGUUUGAGGGACACGAUACAACGGCCAGCGGGAUCUCCUGGACAUUGUACUGUAUGGCGACACAACCUGAACACCAGAACAAAUGCCGGGAGGAGAUCAGAGAGCUCCUGGGAGGUCGGAACACUUUGGAAUGGGAGGAUCUGGGUAAGAUGCCAUACACCACCAUGUGUAUUAAGGAGAGCAUGCGCCUGUAUCCACCUGUGCCAGGAGUGGCCCGUCAGCUUUCCUCACCCGUCACCUUCCCUGAUGGACGGAGUCUGCCUAAAGUAUUUUAUGUUGUUACAGAUAUAUAUAAAAUGGUACACACAUUGUGA